CUUCUCGUCGUCUUCUCAACAAUUGUUCGAGCCGCCACCACUGAUGUCCAAUACUGUGAGUAUGAAGUAAAAGUGAAAGAGGUUAAUAUAGCGCCUAAUCCUAUAGCUCGAGGCGAGCCAGCUACCUUUACCAUCUCUGCCAACACAUGGCGUGGGAUUACGGGUGGGAAGUUGGUGAUUGAAAUUACAUACUUUGGAUGGAACAUUCAUUCUGAGACUCAUGACCUUUGCUCUGAGACAACUUGUCCUGUUGAAACCGGAGACUUCUUGGUUGCACACUCUCAAGUUCUUCCUGGUUACACUCCUUCCAUGUUUCACUUGAUGCCGACGCCACAAGGAAGCUUUUACGUGUUCAACGAUAUAUUCAGGUUGAACUACGCCUGA
Brassica oleracea var. oleracea is the source of this 384-nucleotide messenger RNA. Its product is annotated as phosphatidylglycerol/phosphatidylinositol transfer protein-like. The annotation marks the transcript as partial. Gene Ontology annotation, biological process: sterol transport. The record is from RefSeq and is a predicted model, not a curated record. The transcript is spliced from 4 exons. NCBI's taxonomy places the organism in Eukaryota, Viridiplantae, Streptophyta, Magnoliopsida, Brassicales, Brassicaceae. Gene Ontology annotation, molecular function: sterol binding.